Molecule: messenger RNA, 1727 nt
Organism: Nicotiana tabacum (common tobacco)
Lineage: Eukaryota; Viridiplantae; Streptophyta; Magnoliopsida; Solanales; Solanaceae
Product: zinc finger protein CONSTANS-LIKE 13
Molecular function (GO): zinc ion binding; protein binding
Source: RefSeq, a predicted model, not a curated record
AUAUCUUCCUGGACCCAACCACCCUUGUGAAAAACGAUAAGAUUCUUGUGCCUAACAACCACUCUGUUCUUUCCACAACCACUGCUUUGCCUAAAUAAGAAAUACUACUUUCUCAUCUUCCAAUAAACUCCUUCCAUCUCUACACCAAAUUGUAUCUUCUUUACAAUUAAAUAAUCAUAUCAUAUUUCAUCACUAACACACACACACACACAAAGUGUACUGCACCAACAGACAUGACUGAACUGAAAGAGGAUCAAGAAGAUCAGAAUCAGCAGCCACAAAAGCGGCUCUGUGAUUUUUGUGGUGAAAAUACUGCACUUUUGUACUGCAGAGCAGAUUCUGCUAAGCUUUGUUUUAGCUGUGACCGUGAAGUUCAUUCCACUAAUCAGCUUUUCACUAAGCAUACACGUUGGUUACUCUGUGAUUCUUGUGAUUCAUCUCCAGCUUCUAUUUUGUGUUGUACGGACAGUUGUGUUUUCUGUCAGAACUGUGAUUGGGAAUCUCAUAAUCUGUCUCUUUCACCUGCUCAUGAAAGGAGGCCACUUGAAGGUUUUACUGGGUGUCCUUCUGUAUCUGAAUUGUUGUCCAUUCUUGGAUUUGAAGAUUUGGGGAAGAAAGCUCUUUUGUAUGGUGACUCUGUUACUUCAGAUGGAGGAGGCUAUGGCUUUUCUGAUUGGCUUGUUUGGGAUACUCCUUCUGUUGUUAGUCUUGAUGAUUUGAUUGCUCCUAAUGAUUCUGGACAUAAUUUUCAAGCUAUUGGGGUUCCUCCUCUGCCCAAGAACCGAAAUGCUGCAUGUGGGAAACACAAGGAAGAAAUACUUUGUCAGCUUCGUGAACUAUCGAAGUUGGAACCAAAUUCUAGUGAUGAUCAAGAUGAUAUUGUAGCAUUUCAGUUCAUGGAACCUGCCCAAAAUCGUCAAUUGGGAUUUAAAGGUUCAGGAUUUAUGCAGAAUUCAGAGCACGCUGUAGUUCCUUCAUCUGAGGGAAGUGCCUUUAAUUGGUGCAGUGAUACUGGCAAAUUCACAGAUCAAGGCUUUUCUUCUUCUUUAGCAGAUUGCUUCAUUGAGACAAAGUGUUUACUUCCCGACAGAGAUUCCGAUGUUGGUGAUGCUUCUGGGGGAGCAAAUGAAGAACAAUCUCAUAAUCCUCCCAUUGCCGAUACAUUCCAAAUGGUACCUAAAGUUGCUCAUCGUGAGUUAAACAGCCAAGAAAGAGAAACUGCUGUCUCACGGUACAAGGAGAAAAAGAAAACAAGGAGAUAUGAGAAGCACAUUAGGUACGUGUCGAGGAAGGUUCGGGCAGAAAGUAGGACAAGAAUCAAGGGGCGUUUUGCCAAGAUGGACAUGCAUCAGUAAUGUCAAAGGUUCUUUUUCCAAAUAAGGUUGCGGAAGCAAACAAUCCAGGACAUUCUGCUGGAUCAUUGGUAUACCGUAAUGAAGGUUUUGUUAGUUUGUUUCUGUGGCAUUGUUCAAAUCUUUUAUCAGUUCUCCGCUUCUAUAGAGGCAAAAGGGAAUCCUUUCUUUCAGCAUGUACCUGUAGUAAUUUGUAAAGAUAAAAGUUGAUAAGUCAUGUAGCUAGCUGUGUUAAUAGAAGAAAGAGAUGAGAGUGAGAUUUAGUAUAGAUGUUUUAUCUAUAGCUUUCUGUGGUAUGUAGGCUUUUACUGCUCAGCUCAUACCUCAUUGACACAUCUAAUCAAAUUAGUCCACUUCUGCAUUCUGUGUUUUUAA